Messenger RNA from Cuculus canorus (common cuckoo), 8630 nucleotides. RefSeq names its product regulatory factor X7 (gene RFX7). The coding region runs from base 141 to 4532 and encodes 1463 amino acids. Lineage: Eukaryota; Metazoa; Chordata; Aves; Cuculiformes; Cuculidae. Gene Ontology annotation, molecular function: DNA-binding transcription factor activity, RNA polymerase II-specific; RNA polymerase II cis-regulatory region sequence-specific DNA binding. The record is from RefSeq and is a predicted model, not a curated record. The transcript has 9 exons. Gene Ontology annotation, biological process: regulation of transcription by RNA polymerase II.
CGCGGGGCGGCCGCAGGCGGGGAGCGUUGUGGAGGCGGGGGGGCCGCGCCAUGCGCCGUGCGGCGGCCCGGGCUCGCCGUCCUGCGGCGUGAGGCAUGUCCCCUCGCCCGAGGGAGCAGCCACAGGCCUAGCGCGUGCCCAUGGCCGAGGAGCGGCAGGCCGAGGGGCCGGCGCCGCGGCGGAGCGCGGCCACCCCCGCGGGGGCGCUGCCGGCCCUGGUGCCGGGGCUGCCGGGCGGCGAGGCCAGCGCGCUGCAGCACAAGAUCCGCAGCUCCAUCUGCAAAACUGUACAAUCUAAAGUGGACUGCAUUUUGCAAGAAGUUGAGAAGUUUACAGACCUAGAGAAACUCUACCUCUACCUUCAGCUGCCUUCGGGUCCCAACAAUGGAGACAAAAGUGAUCAGAUCUCCAUGUCGUCCAGCCGUGCCCAGCAGAUGCACGCCUUCUCGUGGAUACGGAACACCUUGGAGGAGCACCCUGAGACAUCCCUUCCCAAGCAGGAGGUUUAUGAUGAAUACAAGAGCUAUUGUGACAAUCUUGGCUACCACCCGUUAAGUGCUGCUGACUUUGGAAAGAUCAUGAAAAAUGUCUUUCCAAAUAUGAAGGCCCGUCGUCUAGGCACAAGAGGCAAAUCAAAAUAUUGCUACAGUGGACUGAGGAAGAAGGCUUUUGUGCAUAUGCCAACACUGCCCAACCUUGACUUUCAUAAAACUGGAGAUGGGUUGGAUGGGGCAGAGCCGUCCGGGCAGCUGCAAAGUGCUGACGAGGAGGUUGUCUCUGCGGCCUGCCGGCUUGUUUGUGAAUGGGCACAGAAAGUGCUGAGCCAGCCUUUUGAUACAGUCUUGGAAUUGGCUCGUUUCCUUGUAAAAAGUCACUAUACUGGUACCAAGUCGAUGGCAGCUUUGACAGUAAUGGCAGGGGCACCAGCAGGAAUAAAAGGGAUCCCCCAGCCCUCAGCUUUUAUACCUACUGCUGAAAGUAAUUCCUUUCAACCGCAAGUGAAAACUCUGCCAUCUCCUGUUGAUGCUAAGCAGCAGCUGCAGCGUAAGAUCCAGAAGAAGCAGCAGGAACAGAAGCUGCAGUCUCCUUUGCCAGGAGAGUCCCCAGCAAAGAAAACAGAAGGCACUGCAACCAACGGCACGACCAGUAUAUCUAAUGGAAGUCCUGCAAUUCUGUCUCCCCCGCCUAUUGGCAUUGUCGUGGCAGCUGUCCCCAGCCCGAUACCGGUGACAAGGACCAGGCAGUUGGUGACAUCACCAAGUCCUAUGGGAUCAUCUGAUAGCAAAGUCCUGCCGCUCAACGUUCAGGUGGUCACUCAACACAUGCAAUCAGUCAAGCAGUCACCAAAGACUCCCCAGAACGUUCCUGCCAGCCCCGUUGGUGACCGCUCUGCCCGGCAUCGCUACCCGCAGAUCUUACCGAAGCCAGCAAAUACCAGUGCUCUUGCCAUCCGCUCCCCCACCACGGUGCUCUUUACCAGUAGCCCCAUCAAGACUGUUGUGCCAGCUCCACAUGUGAAUUCCUUAAACGUGGUAAAAAUGACAGCAAUAUCUCUUGCCCCGAGCAGCAGUAGCGUGCCCGUCAAACAGACGCCUUCAGUUAGCAGUGGUGCAGGAGCAGUGGAAGAAGGGAGGACUGGUCCGCAGAUUAAAAAUGGAUCCGUUGUUUCACUUCAGUCUCCGGGAUCCAAGCCUAGCACUGUUGUAGCUGCACCUGCGGUCACAAUCAAAAUGGAACCAGAAGCAUUGCUGGAUGAGAACUCGGUACAGGGCCAAGAGCGCUCUGAUGUGUCUAAAUCCAUAAAGGCAACCUCUGACCUGCCUCCUGCUCAACUAAUUAAUUUUGAGGUUACGACCUUGAAGGUUUCAGCAGAUAAUGUCGUGGUGGAGGCAAAAGCAGUUAAGGGCUGUGAUCAGGGAGCUGAAGAAACAGAGACCAAAUAUAAAACACAAUCUAACGAGAUCACACCGGCUUCUUCAGCAGGCAAUAAUCAAAGCACUCUAAAGCUCUCAGUUGCCAGUCAAAACUUGUCCAGCACCAGCAUUGGUUCACCUCCUACUGGUGAGUCUACGAUUAAAGACAAAACAUGCACUAAAAGUCCGAGAAAGAGACAACCUUCUGCACUUCAGGAUUCCCAGGUACCGCCGGUAAAGAAACCACUGGUGGAGCAGCUUUCAGCCGGUAAUGCUGUGGAGGGUCAGAAAGCAAAUGGUCUUAACAAGUCUCCAAAGGCUGGAUUGUUAGCUAGUAGUGACAGUACACCAACUCUUGCUCAAGUUCCCAGCAGCGUACCUGUACCUUCUGCAGCUGCAGCAAACUUAGCAACAGACCUUUCUUUAAGCACCAAUUUAGAUACGAGUGAUUCCACUUUAGGACAGCAACUUCCAUCAGCAUCAUCUCCAGAUAUAAAAGUAAAAUUAGAAGGAAACAUGUUUAUCAUAGAAAAUGAUUCAAAGUCUGAUGGCAGCUUUAACCCAAAUACAUGGCACCAUAUUACCAAAACCUCUGACUUCGCGUCUGUGAGUUGUGAGCAGCAGCAAGAGCUCAGUGUUAUGACUCUGGCAGGGCACGCUGGCUCUGCUGACUUACAGGAAUCGGCGUGGGAUGCAGUGCCCUGCGAGGGCGUACAGCAGGAUGCGUACAGCCAGCAGCUGCAGAGCCAGAUCCAGGACUCCUCCUUGGGUCCAUUACAAGCACAGGCUUCAAACCAGUUACCUCUGCAGUCGGAGCUGAAAGAAUUUGAACACACAGUCCCUCCGUCAAAUGAAAACUUCUUUUCGUUUGAUGAUGACCUUACUCAGGACAGCAUUGUGGAGGAGCUGGUGCUCAUGGAGGAGCAGAUGUCCAUGAAUAAUUCUCAUGCUUACGGUGGUUGCCUGGGAAUGGCGCUUCAGAGUCAGGCUGCAGCUCAAGGAGCUCCUGUACCAUCUCAUCCAAGCAGUGUGCACUUUUACCAUUCGAUCCAUAACAACAGCACUCCGAUUCACACUCCCACUCCCACCCCUACCCCGACUCCCACCCCCACUCCAACUCCAACACCCACCUCCGAAAUGAUUGCUGGAUCUCAGAACAUGUCCCGAGAGAGCCCUUGCUCGAGGCUGGCUCAGACGACUCCCGUAGACAGCGCUCUAGGAAGCAGCCGGCACACGCCCAUUGGCACGCCGCAUUCAAACUGCAGCAGCAGCGUCCCUCCAAGUCCUGUGGAAUGCCGAAACCCGUUUGCGUUUACUCCCAUCAGCUCCAGCAUGGCCUACCACGAUGCCAGCAUUAUAUCAAGUAGCCCUGUGAAGCCGAUGCAGCGGCCUAUGGCUACCCAUCCUGACAAAACCAAGCUGGAGUGGAUGAAUAACGGCUACAGCGGUGUCAGCAAUUCGUCGGUUGCAAACCACGGCAUCCUUACGAGCUAUCAGGAGCUGGUGGAAGACCGCUUCAGGAAACCUCACGCUUUUGCCGUUCCUGGCCAGUCGUACCAGUCGCAGCCGCGCCACCACGACACUCACUUCGGCCGUGUGACGCCCGUUUCCCCGGUGCAGCACCAGGCAGCCCCUGUCAGCAGCACCACCAAGCAAGAGGGCUUUGCUGUCCCUGCUCCUUUGGACAACAAAGGAACCAGUUCUUCUCUCAACAACAGUCUGAGAUGCCGGAGUGUGAGCCCUGCCGUCCAUCGCCAGCGUAAUCUCAGCGGAAGUACUGUCUACCCCGUUUCAAAUAUACCGCGCUCUAACCUGACGACUUUUGGAAGCCCGGUCACUCCUGAAGUUCACAAUGUAUUUGCAAAUAUCCACGCAGACACCAGUGCCAAUAACAUAGCGCAAAGAAGCCAGUCAGUCCCAUUGACUGUGAUGAUGCAGACGGCCUUCCCGUCUCUUCAGAAACAAACAAACACUAAAAAAAUAACCAACGUGUUGUUAAAUAAACUUGAUUCUGAUAACGAUGAUUCGGUGAGAGGUUUGGGAGUGAACAACAUGCCCUCCAAUUACACAGCCAGGAUGAAUCUCACUCAGAUUUUAGAGACAUCCGCCGCUUUUCCUAGUGCCAACCCGCAAAGUAUGAUGAAUUCCAGCACUUCAGUUUAUGAAUUCCAAACACCAAAUUACCUCACAAAAAACAGCAGCACCGAUCAGAUCAGUUUUUCUUCUGGAGAUAACCAAGCACAAUCAGACAUCGGAGAGCAGCAAUUAGAUUUUAGCAGCACUGUAAAAGACCUUUUAGGGGAGGACAGUCUGCCAACAAACCAGCAGCUGGUGAAUCAGGUGGCAUCAGAUCUCAAUAACGUUGCAUCUGUCUUUUCCAGCGACAUCAGGUUGUCUUCCGAGCUCUCAGGCAGCAUUAACGAUCUGAACACUUUAGACACAAAUCUACUGUUUGAUCCGAGUCGUCAGCAGGGACAAGAUGAUGAUGCUACACUGGAGGAAUUAAAAAAUGACCCCUUGUUUCAACAAAUCUGCAAUGAAUCCAUUAACUCAAUGACUACAUCAGGUUUUGAGUGGAUGGAGAGCAAGGAUCAUCCUGCUGUUGAGAUGUUGGGUUAAUCUUGUUUUAUAGUAUGUAUGUAGCACACUGUAUCUAAAAGACAGACGUAUUGUAUUUGUCUUAAUGGAAGUGCCUCCCGCAGCAGAAACACUUGCUAUGUGUUGUGGCAUUUUUAAGAAGUUUGCUGUACCCGUUGCUCAUUCUUCAGCAGGGAAAAGGCAGUCUUACCAAUUUUAAGCAUAUCUCCGAAGGUGAUGGGCUAUCAAAGAGCCAGUAUUACGAUUUGAAUUCUGUAGUGGUUCCCAUUCAGCAUUUCUUAUUGUAGCAAAUAAAGAAGUGGUUAAGAGCCAGCUAGCAGUGACAGCUGUGGUUGAGCUUUUGGGAGGGGUUUCAGUCAAGCUUAUUAGUAGGCUUUCCAUACCUUGUCUUGCUUGUUACUUCUCAGUAGAUGAUCCUACUCACCUUUGUCUUUCAGGUCUGAAAUGCAGGGUGCCCGCAGGCGGUGGGGAGGGGGGACGCGUCACCCAGGUGGCGUGCGGGUGCCUGGCCGUUGCGGAGCACUCGAGCACUGCUCAGCGGUGAACUCUGGAGCACUGGUGCCAUUGCCAUCUCUAGGAAAAGGCAGAGAUAGAAAAAAACAACAGGGAUGAAAGAUGCACUAAACUUUUUAUUUAAGAGAAAUAAAUCUAUGUAGUUAUUUUAUCCAUUAAUAUUCAUGACAUACUUGAUAUUUCAGUUCUCGCUGCAGUGUUUUUAUUUUAGGUAAAAUUCAUGCAAAAAGAUUUUGAGCACUGAGAUUUAAUCUAGGUGUGACACCCUAUUUUAAAGCGAUAGGUACUGUUCAAUUAUUUAUCAACACUAGAGAAGGAACGUGAUAUUUUCCCUCUUCUUUAAAUAAAAGAGCUACUGGAGCUCAUUAAAAUAUGAUUUUUGGAGAUUCAUUUUUUUAGGUUUGAUCUUUCCUAACCUAGUGGAGGGUGUAGGGAGAUGUUCUUUUCUCUGUUUUUCAGUAGAUUGAGCCGUUUGUCUUUCUCGCUCUCUUUUUCUCAAACAAAAGAUGAUUAAAAUAUUAGAAAAUGUGGUUGAUCUAAAAAUAUUUCAUAUAGAGCCAUAGUACUGCCAGGCACUUUACAGAUGCACAGUAAGACGUGAUCUUCCUUAUGGUAAAACUUUUAAAACUACUUACUCCAUUUCUGUUAGUGAUUUGACAGGACUGGUGAAUCUCAUUUCUUUUAGAAGUCAUUAGCUGCUCAUCUGGAAAAUGGCAUUUAGACUUCUGCUUCACUGGCACCAAAAGAGACCUUUUGUUUUAUCAGCAUGGCAUGAAUCACUCUAAUGGUGAAAAGAGAGGUUCCUCACUGGCCGUGGCCCUGAUGCUGGAAGAAGGACUUGUGGAGGUGAGCUUUUACAGGACAGGUGGUGCGCUGCGGGUGCUACAGUGCCAUCCCUUAAGCUUAGGCUGAAAUGGAUUUAUUGCUCCUCUGAAGUGACACUUAAAUCCAGAACACAGAACAGGAAGCAUUUUCCACUCUUGCAUUACUGUUUUGAAUGAGCAGUCAUGAAUUUAUGAAGGGGAAGGCACAAUGAGUUUCCCCUGGAUCUACUUAGGGUGAAGAUGCUCAAGUUUUUGGGGGUGAUGAGGUCGGGGGUUUUUUCAGUGUCUUCGUGGUCUUGUGUUUCUUCAGUUUUUGCUGGUGACUCGAGAGCCCAGCACUGGUCCAGUUUUUCACCCUGUCAGUUCAGCUCAUGCUGCUGUGUCGGCACUCGAGGUGCUGGUGUACCGUGGCUUCUCUUGCUCUUGCCCCACUUCAUCACCAGUCUAUGGCCUCUUCUGCAGGGACAAACAGUCGUGCCAAGCUGUAGCACCCACCUGACCCUCCCCUGGCGGAGCUUGAGGCCAUUCCCCCUUGUCCUGUCCCCUGUCCCUUGGGAGAAGAGCCCAGCUCCCUCCUCUCCACAACCUCCUUUCAGGUAGUUGUAGAGAGUAAUAAGGUCUCCCCUCAGCCUCCUCUUCUCCAGGCUAAACAACCCCAGCUCUCUCAGCCGCUCCUCGUCAGACUUGUUCUCCAGCCUCUCACCAGCUGCGUUGCUCUUCUCUGGACACACUCCAGAGCCUCAACAUCCUUCUUGUGGUGAGGGGUCCAGAACUCAACACAGUAUUCGAGGUGCGGUCUCACCAGUGCCGAUUUUCUUCCUUUGAGACAAAGCGACCCUUUGAAGUUUUGUUAAGGAAAUGGGAAGGAGACUAAAAGCUGCCUUCUGCCUGUUCUCGUGCCAGGUGCCUGUCAGUGUGGCUUCAACCAUUUUUCAUGUAGACUAAAUUUGCUGAAGGCAGGGCUCGAGUUCUGUGCGCGCCCGUGGCGAGAGACGUGGUGUGCAUCCUUUUCCCUUGUAGACUGCACUGAGUCUGGGAGAUGCUCAGCACUUUGGUUUUGAUUCCCAGCCCUGUGCCAAGUGCCGGCCGUACUGUGAAGGGGUGAAACCUGCCUUCCUUGGAGAGCUCUGGGGGAGGACGUGAGUGCUGGAGCCGUGGGGAGAAGCUGCACAGGGUGCGGCCACCCGUGCGCUCUCAGGACGUGCUGGCCCCGUCUCCAGGGGAUUAACGCAGAGGCGCAGUGGAAGUAAGUUUUUUGCCUAACUCCACUAGUGUUUUAAGAACAUCUCUCAGCAAAGCAAGAGUAGAUUUAAAGCUGGUGCAUUCUAAAUUACGCAGCCAUCACCAAAGGUUUUUAAAAGUGCGUUUAAAUUUAUUUUUAAAUACAAGCGUUAUAUUGGGCCUAACGUCUGACUUAAUUAGCGGAAAUAUUCUGUAAUCAGUGGAUUUAAAGCAAAGAUGUUCAAUUCGAUAAGGGUUGUUUCGAGUAAAAUCCAAGGCACAGGCACAGCUUUGUACAUUGGUAUGUGUUAUUUUAGAGGUGUUUGUGUGUUGGUAUUACAGUUAAUAAUAUUAGGUCCCCGUAUGUAGCGCUAGUUAGUUCUUUACUACCCAUUGAGACAGAGCACUACUGCACACCAAAGUAUGCAAUACCCAAAGGAAAAGUCUGUGAUUCUAACAAAUGGGAGCCUGUCUGCGUCAGAGACUCCAAAACUAAGGAUUUGAGACAGUUCUGACCCCUUGUUUACAUUAUUGGCUUCCUACUAACAUAAGAAAUAAAUUAUUUUGCUAUCAGUUUUUGCUAAAUUAGACAAACUAGGGAAUUUGUACCCUGUGUACAGUAUUGCAGCAAACACUUUAAAUUUGGUUGGUUAGUCCAGAAAACUUUCUGGAUUCAUAUAUUGCACUAAAAUUCUGUUGAACCUGUGGCAGGCACAUUCCUUAGGAUAAAUGCAACAAAUACGGCCCACGGAUUAAAAAAAGGAAAAUCAAAACAACAAAAAAAACAAACCCCUUUUUAAUGUGUUUCAUUAUUAAAAGGCAAAAUGUCAUUAAAAGUGACAGGUGAAAUUGUCUUAUGUAGCAAUGUGCAUUGAUCUCAAUGAGAUAUUUCUAUUUCUUAUUCUCUUACAUGAGAAUAUUACAGCAGGAAAAAUUGUUUAGUUUGCUUCACCAUGUUAAUACAUGAUCACAAAACCUGCAUGAGUGUUAAUGACUUAAUCUUGUACAGUACUAGAUAUAUUCCUGUAACCACUUAUUUUUUUUAUUCUUUUGCUGUAUUGAAACUGGUUCGGUGUUAACCAGGUGAGCAUAGUUAUUCACAAGUUAUUUACUUUUUUAUGUUAACUAAUUCAGCUUAGUUAUUGUUGAAUAUGUUCCUUUCCUGGAUUAUUUUUUAUUGUUCUGGUGUUGAAAAAAAAAACAUUUUUGCAUCAUUUUAUCAUGAUAAGAAUUCAUGAAGUAAAUAAUUUGCAAAUAAUUGCAAUAAGCACUGACUUCUGAACUGAAGGAAAGCAUUUCUUGUGCAGUGCAUCUGAGGUUCAUAUAAUAGUCUUGUACUAUACUGUGCUUUAUUUACUGCACCGUAAGGAAAGAAAAAUCUCCGUUCCACGUUUUCAUUUAGUGCAGGAAAUCCAGUUUCCCCUUCUUCCCCAGUGUUUUGUUGUCUGUUGUACUGCUGAAACUACAGUAGUUUAAUAUUGCAGUAGCAUUUCAGUUAUUUUUUUUAUUGAAAGUGCUCAAAAAUUGUUUUUUAAAUGUUUUCAAAAACAAUAAAACCAUU